Messenger RNA from Penicilliopsis zonata CBS 506.65, 3333 nucleotides. RefSeq lists its product as hypothetical. Lineage: Eukaryota; Fungi; Ascomycota; Eurotiomycetes; Eurotiales; Aspergillaceae. The transcript has 3 exons. The coding region runs from base 261 to 3266 and encodes 1001 amino acids. The record is from RefSeq and is a predicted model, not a curated record.
CCUGGUUGGGCCUAGCAUGGCUCAGAUCCCAAAAGUCACGGGUUGGCCCCCGGCUCCACUGCUUUUGCAAGCUGCAGUGCGAUCAUCGCUCUGCUUCUAUCACGAGAAGAGGAACCCUUCUGCUCUUGACCAUCCUGUUUCUACUCUUUCUCCACCUCUGUUCUUCCGUUUUUUCUUCGUUUUUCUUUGUUGUGCAGUGUUGCCUUGUUUCCCUGCUGAUGCUUUAAGCCUCGCUGGCCCCGAACCAGCCCCUCCGCGACAUGAAUGCCCGGUCGCAGUCGCGCGAUCAGCCCCGGCGGACCUCGCAGGGAAGCCCUGUCUUUGCAGGCCAUCAAGACCAACCGUCUUCCUCCUCGCACACUCUUAAUGCCCGUCAGAUGCCUCCGCCUUCCUCGCCACAACCGUAUCUGUCUCGCGGACAGCCGGGUAACAGCCACACCGCCGCCUCCUCCUCCUCGUCCUCCUCGUUGUUUGCACGCGAUCCGCUGAGCACCCAUCGGCCAGGCAGCAGCAUGUCGAUAUCCUCCAUGCUCGGCUCCGACGCCGAUCGCCCCGGCCGUGAUGCUGCCACGGCUGGUGUUGGUGCCGGUGCUGCUUCCGCCCCCGCUUCCUCGACUUCGUCGCUCUUCCCGCGCGCGUCGGCGGCCCCUUUUGGCAGCGCGCCCCCGUCAACACCGGGAGCCAUGUCUCCCCCGACCGCUCCCGCUAGACCCCCAUCCUUGGACUAUCCUCUCUUUCGCCGGUCGCAUACUCCCGAGAAGUCUAUCGCGAAGGUCCAUCCCGGCCGACCGUACCGGUCGAGCUCGGGUGGCGUGACGCAAGGGUCGGUCGGGGACCACCAGCACCACUCCAAAUUCGGCUCUAUCGGACGCCCGCUGCAGACGUCGCACUAUCCCGACAAGUCAGCUAGCUCUGCUCAACCAUCACCACCUAUCGCCGCGGUGGACGUCCCCUACGGAGAUUCGCGUCGCCCCAGUCUGAACGGCUCGAUUCCUCGGCCGAACAGCCAGCCUCAGCACGUGGAGACGCGUCAGCCCGCCUACAGCCCCCUUUCCCGACCGAUACCGGGUGUACCCGAGGGUGGGAACCUUCCUCCUUCUUCUUCCUCUUCUUCUCAACGAGCGUCGUCGUAUCUAGGUCUGGAGGGUGGACAACAGCAACAGCAACAGCAACAGCAACAUCAUCAUCAUCAACAAAGUCGAUUUGGUGGAUUGUAUCAUGACCGUCAUGUGGAAGAGCAGACGCAUCGAGAUCGGGAAAGAGUCGUCGCAAGCCAUGAUUCGGAGUCGAAAGCUCCCCAUCCCUCGUCGCGAUAUGGCUCCCAAUUUCCCGACCGAGAGGUGGGGGGUGACCGGCCACCACCGGCAUGGGACUUGAUGGGCCGCUCACAGCCACCCUCCCCGGAGACGAAACGCUUCUCCGCCUCGGAGUCAUCCCCCGGAUUCGGUUUCGGGGCGAUCCAAAGCUACACCAAAUCGUUGGGCUCCCAGCUGGCGGCAGGGUCGCGACCGUCACCGCUCUCCAUCCAGCCUCGACAGGGGCAGCCUCCACCCUCGACGAACGAACAGCCUGCCUAUCAUCUGAGCAAACUGCAGACCCAGCACCACCGACUGUUCCCGAGCGCCACUUCCUCCUCAAAGCCAUCCCAGCAGCCUCCAGCCUUUGGUAAUCCCGGAGGUGCGGCUGACGAGCAGCAGCGGCGCAAAGGCAGUGAUGAGCUCCUGCACCAUCGCACCCUGCUUGGCGUUGGAGUGGACGCCAAGCGCGGUGGACGUGCCUCCCCCUUGCCCCAGGCGGUUCAGGGCGCACAGGCACAGAUCAUUGGCCCCGCCGCCGAAUCUGGCAUCAAGAACGAGCUGGGCCGCGUCUUCUCCGGCAUUGGCAGUGGUGUUGGCGGAGUGACAAUGCCCACGACGGGCAGUGGGCCGUCCACCCCGAUGACCGCCAGCCCCUUCAAGCGCGACAGCGUGACUUCGCGCUCCGCCAAUGGAGAGCCAGUCGAGGAAGCCAGUAAGCUCGCCCGACCAGCUUCGACGUCAGGGAAACGGCCGAGAAGAUCGCGUGAUGAGGAUAAUAUCCCCCCGGAGGUUGUGGACACUAGCGCUGAUCUCCGCUCCGGCUCGGCAGCCCGAGCGGCCAGACGCAAUCGGCAUGUUCACCACCAUCACCAUCAUCACCAUCAUCAUCGGCAUAGACCCGAAGAAGAAGUUCCUCCUACAGCCAAUCGAUCCACGUCAGCGAAUGCCUUCCGCCGCACAUCAACCCCGGCCGAUGCGGCAGCGACAGCGGCGGCGGCGAAUCUCGUCAGCUCCGCCACCGGACAUCACCACCAUCAUCAUCACCACCAUCAUCACCAUGUCCCACGGUCAGGUGUAACGGGGGCUGGCGGCACGGUCGGUCCUUCAUCGUCGUCGUUGUUGUCGUCGCCACGGGAGCCUCGGAUAGUGGUCAAUCUAGAGCCCCUGCUGUCGAGCGUGGCGCAUCUGCCGCGGCAUCACCUUGGCUCGACCCUGUACGCGCCGCGGAUUGGGGUGCCGACCGCCAAAGCCACGCUGGAGAGUGCCCGGUUCGGAUACACGACGACGCCGCUACCGCUACCGCGAUUCGAGGGCCAGGAGAACUGUACGUUUACGAUCCGAGUGCCUCGCUUCCGGAUCGACGCGAGCCAUCGCGAGGAGAUCUGUGCCCGCCGUGCACUCUGGGGCACGGGCGUGUACACGGAUGACUCGGAUCCGGUGGCGGCGGCGAUCCAUUCGGGGUUCAUCCGGGGUGCGUGGGGAGAAGAUGUGGACGUGAGCAUGUUGGACCUGGAGAUCAAGGACGGCUAUCAGCAUGCCCCGCGUGGGAAGUCUACAGUCUCCUCCAUGGACGGAGGAGGAGGAGGGGGAACUGCAACUGCAACUGCAACUACGCCCGAAUCGCCGCCUCGGAUUCCGCCCGAGCCACCGGCGAACAGGGACUUACACAUCACGCUGCUGGUGCUACCGCGGCUGGAGCGGUACGAGGCCAGCGUGAUGUUCGGACUGAAGUCGCGGGCGUGGGAGCACACGCACGACGGCAUGAGCUUCCAAGUGCUACGGGUGGAGUGGGUGGAGGAAGGGGUUGGCCGGGGCGAAGAGCGCGGCGGCGAGGCCCGGCGCAAACGGCUGCGCAACUUGAUGCAGAGCGGACGUAUCUGUACGGGGGCUGCGGCGGGUGUAUCCCUGGGGAAGGUCAGCGGGGUGGAAAUCCCCAGACGCAAGAUGCCAGUGACGGCGGGUUUCUAAUUUCUUCUUCUUCUUCUUUGUUUUCUUCUUCUUCUUCUUCUUCUUCUUCUUCUUCUUCUUCUUCUUU